CAUCCAGCUUUCAAAAGUUCCGGUGUACUGUGGUGACGGCUGUGCCAUAGAACUGGGAACUAAGAUACAGAGGGUUGGAGUUACAAGCAAGAGUUGUUUAACAAACAUGGAGAAUAAUGAAGAUAUCUAUCCAUGUCAACAUUGCAGUAUGGCUUUUUCAAAACUUUCUUAUUUGAAAGCACAUUUGCAAUACAAACAUGGUCAAGAUAGAGUUGUCAAUAGGAGUCUGGAUGCCAUUGACAAUACAAGUGAACUUUCUUCCCAUGCAUCAAACUUUUAUCAACACCAUUUAAUAUGUAUAAAAGAAAAGCCUCACAAAUGUGACAACUGUGGUAAAUGUUUUCUGAACCAUGCUACAUUAAGAAAACAUCUUAGAGCUCAUACAGGAGAAAAGCCUUAUAAUUGUGGCAAAUGUGGUAAAUGUUUUACAACAUUUUCACAUUUAAAGAGACACUUAAGAAUUCAUACUGGAGAAAAACCUUACAAGUGUGACAUAUGUGGUAAAUGUUUCACUCAGGAUUCUAGUUUACGAAUCCACCAAAGAAUUCAUACUGGAGAAAAACCUUAUAAGUGUGAAAAAUGUGGUAAGUGUUUUAAAGAAAGUGGUUCUUUAAUAACACACAAUAGAUCUCAUUCAGGAGAAAAGCCAUACAAGUGUAUGAAAUGUGGUAAAUGUUUCAUUGAUGAUGGCCAGUUAAGGCAGCACUUUAAAACUCAUACAGGAGAAAAGCCUUACAAGUGUGACAAAUGUGGUAAAUGUUUCUCAAGGGAUGGGAAUUUUAAGAGACACUAUAGAAUCCAUACAGGAGAAAAGCCGUACAAGUGUGCUGAAUGUGGGAAGAGUUUCAUAGAAGGGACAAGUUUAAAGAUACACCUUAGCAGUCAUACUAUCAAAAAAUCCUACCAGUGUGACGAAUGUGGUCAAUGUUUUUUAAAGCUGAGCCACUUAAAGAAACACUUUAUAAUUCAUACAGAAGACAAGCCUUACAUGUGUGAGAAAUGUGGUAAAUUUUUUCACAAGCUUCAGGAUUUACAUACACACAGUUCUAGAAUUCAUAGUAGAACAAAACCUUAUAAAUGUGACAAAUGUGAUAGAAGUUUCACACUGCUUUGUGAUUUACAAAAACACCUUGUAAUCCAUACAGGGGAAAAUCCUCACAAGUGUGACAAAUGUGAUAAAUGUUAUUUGAAGGUUAGCUCCUUGAAAAAACAUCAAGUAGCUCAUACAAUAGAAAGACCUCUUAAGAAGUGUGACAAAUGUGGUAGAUGUUUCAAACAGCUUCGUGAUUUACAGAUACACCUUAGUGUUCACACAGGAGAAAAACCUCAUAAGUGUAACAAAUGUGGUAAAUGUUUCAGACUUUAUGUUAAUUUAAAGAGACACAAUAUAAUUCAUACAGGAAAAAAACCAUAUAUGUGUGAUCACUGUGGUAAUUGUUUCACCCAGCUUUGCAUUUUAACGAGGCACUUUAGAGUUCAUACAGGAGAAAAGCCUUACAUGUGUAACAGUUGUGGUAAAUCCUUUAAACAGAAUGCACAUUUGAUAAGCCAUCACAGAAUUCAUACAGGAGAAAAACCUUACGUGUGUAAGAAAUGUGGUAAAUGUUUCAGUCAAAGUUAUUUUUUAAAGUGCCAUUUUAGAAUUCAUUCAGGAGAAAAACCUUACAUGUGUAAGAAAUGUGGUAUAUUUUUGAGACAACGUAGCCACUUAAGAAGACACCUUAAAACUCAUACAGGUCUCACAUUUACAGAACCACCUUAAAAAAACCAUUCCACACUUGGAAAAUUUGGCACUUUUUUUUUUUAAGUUUUACCAAUCACAGAAUGACCUUGAAAUUAAAGUGUGAUAAUGUGUUACAGCAAGUUAUAGAUUACAGAGACCAUCAUAAACAAAAUCAAUCCACUUUAGAAAAUUUGGUAAUGGUGUUUUGAAGCUUUGCCAAUUAAAAAAGGACUUUAAAAUUCAAGCUAGAUCAGUUUUUUUUAACUGUGAUAAAUGUGGUAAAUAUUUUGCAGAAAUUCAUGGAUUACAGAGACAUCUUAGAAUUCAUAUAGAAGAAAAGACAUAUAAGUGUAAGAAAUGUGGUAAAUGUUUUACAGAGUUUAGGAUUUUGAAGAUACACCAUACAGUUCA
This is a messenger RNA of Physella acuta, 2134 nucleotides long. Its product is annotated as zinc finger protein 420-like. Gene Ontology annotation, biological process: regulation of transcription by RNA polymerase II. Gene Ontology annotation, molecular function: DNA-binding transcription factor activity; RNA polymerase II cis-regulatory region sequence-specific DNA binding. The record is from RefSeq and is a predicted model, not a curated record. NCBI's taxonomy places the organism in Eukaryota, Metazoa, Mollusca, Gastropoda, Physidae.